AUGCACCAGGAUUACUACAAUGCCACGGAGACGCUUCACCCUCAACACAUCAAACCGGCCAAUAACGCGAAUAAAAAACGCAAACUCGAGAGCGAACCCGCAAGCAACGCGUCAACAACGCCCAUUUCGACAUCUAACGGCGCUAUCAUCUCGCAACCAGCAACGAUAAAUGCAGAACUUGCGGAGGCUAAUAAGAGAAAGUCGACCGAAACGCUUGAUGGUCCGACUAAGCCAGCAAAGGUCGGAAGGAAAAUUGCACAGAACAAAGUCUUAGAGGAUGGCAAGAAAAAAUGGCAGAAUUUUGCCCAAAAGGGGGUAAAGGGGAAGGUAGGAAAGGCGAAAAAGAUUGGCGAAAGCAGCAUGUUUAGGACUCCCGAUGGAGUACACGGACGAGUUGGUUUUACGGGAUCUGGUCAACCUAUGCGAAAAGAUGCUACAAGAGGCAAACAUAUCUACCAGCAGGGCGAAGAAGAAGAGUAG
Molecule: messenger RNA, 480 nt
Organism: Morchella importuna
Lineage: Eukaryota; Fungi; Ascomycota; Pezizomycetes; Pezizales; Morchellaceae
Exons: 4
Coding region: 1-480 (159 amino acids)
Source: RefSeq, a predicted model, not a curated record